AUGGCUGCACCCCGCGUUUUCAUCGUCCGCCACGGCGAGACUGAGUGGUCACUCAACGGCCGACACACGGGUAGCAGCGACAUCCCCUUGACGGCCAACGGCGAGAAGAGAGUCAUUGCUACGGGCAGGGCUCUCGUGGGCGAUGACCGUUUGAUUGUUCCCCACCAGCUGUGCCAUAUUUAUGUAUCUCCACGAAAACGAGCACAGCGCACCUUUGAGCUGCUUAAUCUUGGUAUAUCUGGUCCACUGCCAUGGCAACCGCACGGCAAUUCGCUUGGCGGCGGCCUCGAAUGUGGUGCCAAGGUCGAGAUUACCGAGGACAUUCGGGAGUGGGACUAUGGGGACUACGAGGGUAUCACAAGCCCAGAGAUCCGCAGAAUGAGAGCCGAGCAAGGUAUUGAAGGAUCUUGGGACAUUUGGAAAGAUGGCUGUCCGGGAGGAGAGAGUCCGCAAGAUGUCACCGACCGCCUAGACCGUCUUAUCGCCGACAUUCGUCAAAGAUUUCAUGGGCCUGUGCUAAAUUCAUCUGAUGGCAAGAAGCUGCACAAGGUAUCAGGCGAUAUCCUGAUAGUUGCACACGGACACAUCCUGCGAGCUUUUGCUAUGCGUUGGGCCGGUAAAACCCUUCAGGAUGGUCCAGCAUUCUUGCUCGAGGCUGGCGGAGUGGGAACUUUGAGCUACGAGCAUCACAAUAUCGAUGAACCUGCCAUUCUGCUCGGCGGAGCUUUUGUUGUUGAUAUCGAAGAGAAGGGACAGUAA
Messenger RNA from Trichoderma virens Gv29-8, 759 nucleotides. RefSeq lists its product as uncharacterized. The record is from RefSeq and is a predicted model, not a curated record. Gene Ontology annotation, biological process: ribose phosphate biosynthetic process. Gene Ontology annotation, molecular function: sedoheptulose-bisphosphatase activity. The transcript is spliced from 4 exons. Bases 1 to 759 code for a protein of 252 amino acids. Lineage: Eukaryota; Fungi; Ascomycota; Sordariomycetes; Hypocreales; Hypocreaceae.